Molecule: messenger RNA, 15417 nt
Organism: Paramormyrops kingsleyae
Lineage: Eukaryota; Metazoa; Chordata; Actinopteri; Osteoglossiformes; Mormyridae
Gene: ryr1b
Product: ryanodine receptor 1b (skeletal)
Biological process (GO): release of sequestered calcium ion into cytosol by sarcoplasmic reticulum; intracellular calcium ion homeostasis; striated muscle contraction
Cellular component (GO): smooth endoplasmic reticulum; calcium channel complex; Z disc
Molecular function (GO): protein binding; ryanodine-sensitive calcium-release channel activity
Source: RefSeq, a predicted model, not a curated record
ACAGAAAUCUGUUGAGUGCAGCUCAGCCUGCCACUCCCUCUCUCACAGCCGUGAGAACCACAGGGCGCCUGCCGUCCUCUGGCAAACAUACACACACACACACACACACACGGAGAGUGAAGAGAGAGCGAGGGGGCGACGGGAAAGCGGGGAGGAUUUUCUCAUUUCUCCCGAGGAGCUGAGUGGAAGAUAACCUUGGUAUAAGCAUGGCAGAGGCACCGGAAGGGGAAGAGGAGAUUCAGUUCUUGCGGACGGAAGACCAGGUGGUUCUGCAGUGCACUGCAACAGUAGUGAAGGAGCAGAUCAAACUGUGCCUGUCCAGUGAGGGCUUUGGGAACCGCCUCUGCUUUCUGGAACCCACCUCCAAUGCCCAGAAUGUGCCGCCAGACCUGGCUAUCUGCUGCUUCACCCUGGAGCAGUCUCUCUCGGUGCGAGCUCUGCAGGAGAUGCUGGCCAACACCGUGGAGAUGAAUGAGGGAGUCGAUUUGGACAAAUGGUCGUCCCAGGGUGGGGGUCACCGCACCCUGCUGUACGGUCAUGCCAUUCUUCUCCGGCACUGCCACUCUGGAAUGUACCUCAGUUGCUUGACCACGUCUCGGUCACUUACGGACAAGCUAGCCUGCGAUGUGGGCUUGCAGGAGAAUUCCACUGGGGAAGCAUGUUGGUGGACCAUCCACCCGGCAUCCAAGCAGAGGUCUGAAGGUGAGAAGGUCCGGGUGGGAGACGACCUCAUCCUGGUCAGCGUAUCCUCAGAGCGAUACUUGCAUCUGUCCUACGCCAGCGGGGAUCUGAUGGUGGACGCCUCCUUCAUGCAGACCUUGUGGAACAUGAACCCGGUGUGCUCGGGGUGCGAGCUGGCAGAGGGCUACCUGACUGGCGGACACGUUAUCAGACUCUUCCACGGUCACAUGGACGAGUGCCUGGCCAUCCCCCCCCCCGACCAAGGGGACGACCAACGUCGAAUCGCCGAGUAUGAGGGGGGGGCCGUCUGUAGCCAGGCCCGGGCUCUGUGGAGAUUGGAGCCCCUGCGGAUCGGGUGGAGCGGUAGCCACAUGAAGUGGGGGCAUCCGUUUCGGGUGCGUCACGUGACCACAGGCCGAUACCUGUGCCUGCAUGAAGAGAAGGGCCUGAUGGUCCUGGAUCCCAAGCGGGCUAACACCAAGAUGUCAGCUUUCUGCUUCCGAGCCUCAAAGGAGAAGACGGAGGUAGCCCCAAAGCGUGACAUUGAGGGAAUGGGCUUGCCAGAGAUCAAGUACGGAGAGUCCAUGUGCUUCAUGCAGCAUGUUUCCACGGGCCUGUGGCUCACCUACGCUUCAGUGGAUGCCAAAGCCCGCCUGGGACCUCUCAAGAGGAGGGGCAUCCUGCACCAGGAGGGACACAUGGACGACGCGCUGUGCCCCUCCCGUUCACAGAUGGAGGAGUCACAGGCGGCCCGCAUGAUCUUCAACACCACGGGUCUCUUCACGCAGUUCAUCAAGGAACUGGAUGCUCUGAAUCCAAAAAACAAGAACCCCACACCGCUAUCUCUGUCUCUGGACCGAGUGGUCCUGUCCCUGCAGGAUCUCAUCUUCUACUUCAGCUACCCUGAAGAUGACCUGGAGCAUGAGGAGAAGCAGACCAAGCUGCGCUCUCUCCGUAGCCGGCAGAACCUCUUUCAGGAGGAGGGCAUGAUCACCCUUGUUUUGAAUUGCAUCGACCGGCUUAACGUCUACAACACGUCUGCCCACUUUGCGGACUUCGCUGGCGAGGAGGCCGGCGAGUAUUGGAAGGAGAUCGUCAACCUGCUGUACGAGCUGCUUGCUUCUCUGAUCCGAGGGAAUCGCUCCAACUGUGCUCUCUUUUGUGAUAAUCUCGAUUGGCUGGUUAGCAAACUGGAUCGCCUGGAAGCCUCUGGAGGGAUUCUGGAGGUGUUGUACUGCAUUUUGAUCGAGAGCCCAGAAGUGCUGAACAUCAUCCAGGAAAACCACAUCAAAUCAAUCAUCUCCCUUCUGGACAAACACGGGCGCAAUUACAAGGUGCUGGACGUGCUUCGCUCUCUGUGUGUGUGUAAUGGUGUGGCUGUCAGGUCCAAUCAGAACCUCAUCACUGAAAACCUGCUGCCAGGUCGUGACCUCCUAUUGCAGACCAACUUAGUGAACUAUGCCACCAGUAUGAGACCAAACAUCUUCCUUGGGACGUGUGAAGGCUCCACACAGUACAAGAAGUGGUACUGCGAGGUGGUUGUUGACUACGUGGAGCCGUUCGUGACGGCCCAGGCUGCUCACCUGCGUGUAGGGUGGGCUAUGAACGUAGGCUACAGCCCAUACCCUGGUGGGGGUGAAGGUUGGGGCAGCAACGGAAUUGGGGAUGACCUCUAUUCCUAUGGUUUUGAUGGCCUGCAUUUGUGGUCAGGGCACGUCCCCCGCGCCGUGGCCUCGCAUAGCCAGCACAUUCUGGCGGCGGAUGACGUUGUCAGCUGCUGCCUUGACCUCAGUGUGCCCAGCAUAUCCUUCCGCAUCAACGGUCAUCCCGUCCAGGGCAUGUUUGAGAACUUCAACGUGGACGGCCUCUUCUUCCCCGUCAUCAGCUUCUCCGCGGGUGUUAAAGCCCGCUUUCUUCUUGGUGGUCGCCAUGGGGAUUUCAAGUUCCUCCCACCCCCUGGCUAUGCACCCUGUUACGAGGCCUUACUGCCUAAGGAGAGGAUGCGUAUCGAGCCCGUGAAGGAGUACACGCAUGACUUCGAUGGUGUCCGCAGUAUGCUGGGUCCCAUGCAAUCACUCACGCACACCUCCUUCACGCCCUAUCCUGUGGACACCAUUCAGAUCGUGCUGCCCCCCCAUCUGGAACGCAUCCGGGAGAAGCUGGCAGAGAACAUUCAUGAACUGUGGGCGGUGACCCGCAUCGAGCAGGGCUGGACUUAUGCAGCGUUCCGGGAUGACAAUAAAAAGCUGCACCCUUGCCUGGUGGAUUUCCAGAACCUUCCAGAACCUGAGCGAAACUAUAACCUUCAAAUGUCUGGAGAAACCAUAAAGACUUUGCUGGCUCUGGGGUGCCAUGUGGGGAUGGGGGAUGAAAAGGCAGAGGAGAACCUGAAAAAGAUCAAACUUCCCAAGACCUAUAUGAUGAGCAAUGGAUACAAGCCUGCCCCCCUGGACCUUAGUCAUGUCAAGCUGACACCCAAUCAGAACACCCUGGUGGAGAAACUGGCUGAGAAUGGGCACAAUGUGUGGGCACGGGAUCGGGUGCGACAGGGCUGGACCUACAGCAUUGUGCAGGACAUUAUGAACAAGCGCAACCCUCGCCUGGUGCCGUACAACCUGUUGGAUGAACGAACCAAGAAAACUAACAGGGACAGUGUGUGUGCAGCUGUGAGGACACUCAUCGGCUAUGGGUACAACAUAGAACCUCCAGAUCAGGAGAGCAGUGGCCAUGGUAUGGAGAAUGGGCACACUGACAAGGUGCGCCUGUUCCGAGCUGAAAAGUCAUAUGCUGUGACCCAGGGGAAAUGGUACUUUGAGUUUGAGGCUGUGACAGCUGGGGAGAUGAGGGUGGGCUGGGCCCGACCCAGCGUUCGAUCCGACAUCGAGCUGGGAACAGAUGAACUGGCUUUUGUUUUCAAUGGGAACAAGGCUCAGCGAUGGCACAUUGGCAAUGAACCUUUCGGCCGUCAGUGGCAGGCGGGUGACGUAGUAGGGUGCAUGAUCGACCUGGCAGAGAGGACCAUCAUGUUCACCCUCAACGGGGAGAUGCUCAUAAGUGACUCUGGUUCCGAGAUGGCCUUCAAGGAAAUUGAGAUUGGGGAGGGGUUUAUCCCCGUGUGCAGCUUGGGUCAAUCCCAGGUGGGCAGGAUCAACCUGGGCCAGAAUGUCAGCACCCUUCGUUUCUUUUCCAUAUGUGGCCUCCAGGAGGGUUUUGAGCCCUUCGCCAUCAACAUGAAGAGAGACAUUACCAUGUGGUUCAGCAAGAGUCUGCCCCAGUUUAUUUCUGUGCCAACCAACCACCCGCACAUAGAGGUUUCUCGUGUGGAUGGAACAGCGGAUACUGCCCCCUGUCUGAAGCUGACCCACAAGACCUUUGGCUCUCAGAAUGCCAACACAGAUAUGCUGUUCAUGCGGUUAAGCAUGCCGGUGCAGUUCCAUGAGACCUUCAAGGUUCAGGCUGGGGCCACACCCCUUACUCGUGCCCUCACCAUCCCUGAGGAUGAGGCACUGGAGGUGGAACCUGACUCUGAAUAUGAGGUGCUGAAGAAGUCAGCAAGCCGCAAAGAGCAGGAGGAGAAGGAGGCUUCCGUGGCCAGGGAGGUCCCCGGUGUCAAAGCGGAGAACGAGAAGGACGUCACGACAGAGAAGGUCAAGAAGAAAGGGUUCCUAUUUAAAGCCAAGAAAGCUGCUAUGAUCACUCCCCCUCCUGUGGUACCCACAAUGCCCCGCUUGGUGCAAGAUGUUGUCCCAGAUGAUCGAGACGACCCAGAAAUUAUUCUCCACACCACCACGUACUACUAUUCUGUGAGGAUCUUUGCCGGACAGGAGCCGAGUGGCGUGUGGGUGGGCUGGGUGACCCCUGACUUUCACCAGUACGACCUGCACUUUGACCUCAAUAAAGUGCGUUGUGUCACUGUUACUGUUGGUGAUGACAAGGGCAACAUCCAUGGCAGCAUGAAGCAGAGUAACUGUUACAUGGUGUGGGGGGCAGAGUUUACCAGCACCCAGCAGGCCUGCUUCAGUCAAGAGGACCUGGUGAUUGGCUGCCUGGUCGACCUGGCAACUGGGCUGAUGACCUUCACGGCCAAUGGGAAGGAGAUGAAUACCUUCUUCCAGGUGGAGCCCAACACCAAGCUGUUUCCCGCCGUGUUCGCCGUGCCUUCCAGCCAGAACAUGCUGCAGGUGGACCUGGGCAAGCUGAAGAACAUCAUGCCCAUCUCAGCCGCCAUGUUCCAGAGCGAGCAGAAGAACCCGGUCCCGCAGUGUCCCCCCCGCCUAGACUUCCAGAUGUUGACACCAGUGAUCUGGAGCCGAGUGCCCAACGGCUUCCUGUACCCCGAGGUGUCACGGGUCAGUGAGCGGCACGGCUGGAUGGUGGAAUGCACUGAGCCGCUCACCAUGAUGGCCCUGCACAUCCCGGAGGAGAACAGAUGCAUCGACGUCCUGGAGCUCUCCGAGCGCCUGGACUUGUUGAAGUUCCACUACCACACCUUAAAGCUGUACUGCGCCGUGUGCGCACUGGGCAACAACCGCGUGGCACACGCCCUCUGCAGCCAUGUGGAUGAAUCGCAGCUGCUGUACGCCAUCGAGAGCACCUUCCUGCCAGGGCCGCUGCGCAGUGGCUGCUAUGACCUGCUGAUCAGCAUCCACCUGGAAUCGGCCAAGCGCGCGCGCUUGCUGACCAAUCGAGAGUUCAUCGUGCCCAUGACGGAGGAGACGCUCAGCAUCCAACUGUACAGCGAGGGCCACGCCCUGCCCGGGGUGGGCCUCACAACCUGCCUGCGGCCCAAACCGCACUUCUCGCCAGUGGGUUUCGUGAACACUGACCCGGACAUCUACACCCUCAGCCCCAUAAUUCCCCUGCAGGUUCUGAAGAUCAAAGCCAUCAGCAUGCUGACGGAGGCUGUGUUUGAUGGGAGUCAAGCUGUGCGCGACCCAGUAGGGGGCAGUGUAGAGUUCCACUUUGUGCCGAUCCUCAAACUCAUCAGCACUCUCCUGAUCAUGGGUAUUUUUGAAGAUGAGGACGUCAAGCAUGUCCUAAAGAUGAUCGACCCCUCCGUCUUCAACGGCAAGGAAGCGCAGGCGGCCGAGGAAGAAGAGGGUGAAAAGGGAGAAGAAGAGGAAGCAGCUGCCGAAGAAGAGGGAGGGGAGGCCAAGAGUCUUGAGGGAGAGCUGGAGGAUGAGGGAGUGGGAGAGGAGGAAGAGGAAGAUGAAUUGAAGGCUUUGAAGUCAGAGACGGAAGAUGUGGAGGAGGAAGAGGGAGAAAAGGAGGGUGGAGAGAUCACCGAAGAGGAAAAGGAAAGGGAAUCUGGACCUAAAGAGGAUGAAGUAAAAGAGGAAGAGGAAGCACCAGAGGAAGGCCUACUCCAGAUGAAACUCCCAGAGUCUGUAAAGUUACAGAUGUGCACCCUUCUGCAGUACUUCUGUGACUGUGAGCUCCGGCACCGUGUGGAGGCCAUAAUCGCCUUCUCGGACUCGUUCGUCAACAACAUACAGACUAACCAGCGACAGCGGUACAAUGACCUGAUGGUGGCCUUCACCAUGACUGCAGCAGAGACUGCUCGAAGGACCCGCGAGUUCCGUUCACCUCCGCAGGAGCAGGUUAUGCUGCUCACAAACUUUAGACAUUUACCGGAUGAUGAGGAGUGUCCUGUCCCUGAUGAGGUUCGGGAGAUUCUGCAGGAAUUCCACAAGGAGCUUCUGUCUCACUGUGGUGUUCACCUUGAAGAGGAGGAGGAAGAGGAGGAGGUAGACACCUCACUCCGCGGAAGGCUCCUGAGCUUGGUGGAGAAGGUCAAGAACCUCCGGAAGAAAAAGGAGGAAGAAGAGCCUGAGUCAGAGGAAGAACCCAAACCCUCCACCCUCCAUGAACUCAUCUCACAUACCAUGAUCCACUGGGCCCAAGAGUCUUUCAUCCAGAACCCAGAGUUAGUGCGGGUCAUGUUCAGCCUGCUGCACCGGCAGUACGAUCCACUCGGGGAACUGAUCCGUGCGCUGCCUAAGGCGUACUCCAUCAAUGCCGUGUCCGUGCAGGACACCAUGGACCUCUUGGAGUGUCUUGGUCAGAUCCGUUCUCUGCUCAUUGUCCAGAUGGGGCCCGAGGAAGAAAGGCUUAUGAUUCAGAGCAUUGGAAACAUCAUGAACAACAAGGUGUUCUACCAGCACCCCAACCUGAUGCGUGCACUAGGCAUGCAUGAGACUGUAAUGGAGGUCAUGGUCAAUGUUCUGGGAGCUGGAGGGGAGGCGAUCCGAUUUCCACAGAUGGUGACUAGCUGCUGUCGUUUCCUGUGUUACUUCUGCCGCAUCAGUAGACAGAAUCAGCGGUCCAUGUUUGACCACCUCAGCUACCUGCUGGAGAACAGUGGCAUUGGCUUGGGAAUGAGUGGCUCUACCCCUCUUGAUGUGGCAGCAGCGUCCUGUAUUGACAACAAUGAACUGGCGCUGGCUUUGCAGGAGCAGGACCUGGAGAAGGUUGUGACAUACCUGGCAGGUUGUGGCCUACAAAGUUGCCCCAUCCUUCUGUCUAAAGGCUACCCUGACAUAGGGUGGAACCCUUGUGGAGGAGAACGAUACCUUGAUUUCCUUCGAUUUGCGGUCUUUGUCAAUGGGGAGAGCGUGGAGGAGAACGCCAAUGUUGUGGUCCGUCUCCUUAUCCGGAGGCCUGAGUGCUUCGGCCCGGCCCUGAGGGGUGAGGGUGGUGCUGGACUGUUAGCUGCCAUAGAGGACGCCAUCAAAAUCUCUGAGGAUCCUGCCAGGGAUGGACCUACUCCCAAAAAGGACAGGCGCUUCAUGUUUGGUGGAGAACAUCUGGAGGAGAACCGUGUGCAUCUUGGUCAUGCCAUCAUGUCCUUCUACUCAGCUCUCAUCGACCUGCUGGGCCGCUGUGCUCCUGAGAUGCAUCUGAUCCAGGCUGGCAAGGGUGAGGCACUAAGAAUCCGUGCUAUCCUGAGGUCCCUGGUGCCCAUUGAUGAUCUAGUGGGUGUAAUCAGCUUGUCCGUUCAGAUCCCAAGCUUCGGGAAAGACGAGAGCAUUAUUGAGCCAAAAAUGUCUGCCAGUUUUGUCCCGGACCACAAAGCCUCCAUGGUACUAUUCUUGGACAGAGUCUACGGCAUUGACAACCAGGACUUUCUGCUGCACGUGCUGGAGGUGGGAUUCUUACCAGACAUGAGGGCAGCAGCUUCCCUUGAUACGGCUGCCUUCAGCACCACUGAGAUGGCACUGGCCCUCAACCGCUACUUGUGUUCCUCCGUAUUGCCUCUGCUCACCAAGUGCGCCCCGCUUUUUGCUGGUUCUGACCACCGCGCCAUCAUGGUUGACUCCAUGCUCCACACUAUCUACCGGCUCUCCCGGGGCCGUGCCCUCACAAAGGCCCAGAAGGACGUCAUUAGGGAGUGCUUGAUGUCACUUUGCAAACACCUGCGCCCAUCCAUGUUGCAACACUUGCUGAGGAGGUUGGUCUUUGAUGUUCCAAUACUUAGUCCACAUGCCAUAAUGCCUCUCAAGCUCCUAACCAAUCACUAUGAGCGUUGUUGGAAGUACUACUGCCUACCCAACGGCUGGGCCAACUUUGGUGUUUCAUCAGAAGAGGAGUUACACCUUUCCCGCAAGCUCUUCUGGGGUAUAUUUGAGUCUCUGUCACACAAGAAAUAUGAUUCUGAGCUGUUCAAGAUUGCCAUGCUGUGCAUCUGCGCCAUUGCUGGUGCCAUUCCCCCUGAUUAUGUAGACGCCAGUUACUCCCACACAGAAAAGAAAGCCUCUGUUGACGCUGAGGGCAACUUUGACCCCAGGCCUGUGGAGACCACCAACACCAUUAUCCCUGAAAAACUUGAUGCCUUCAUCAACAAGUUUGCUGAGCACACACAUGACAGAUGGGCCUUUGAAAAGAUUCAGAAUAACUGGACUUAUGGAGAGGUGCAUGACGAGAAUGCGAAAACACACCCAAUGCUUAGGCCAUAUAAGACUUUCUCUGAGAAGGACAAAGAGAUAUACCGUUGGCCCAUCAAAGAGUCCAUCAAGGCCAUGAUUGCCUGGGAGUGGACUAUUGAGAAGGCCAGGGAUGGUGAGGAAGAGAAGAUUCAGAAGACGACCCGCAAGAUAUCACACACAGCACAGGUGACCUAUGACCCCAGCCAAGGCUACAAUCCACAGCCCAUUGAUAUCACCGGCAUGGCAAUAUCAAGAGAGCUUCAGUCCAUGGCAGAGCAGUUAGCUGAGAACUACCACAACACAUGGGGCAGGAAAAAGAAGCUGGAGCUUCAGGCCAAAGGGGGCGGCACUCAUCCCCUGCUUGUGCCCUACGACACCCUGACUGCCAAGGAGAAGGCCCGUGAUCGAGAGAAAGCUCAGGACCUCCUCAAAUUCUUGCAGUUUAAUGGAUAUGCCGUCACCAGGGGCUUGAAGGACUUGGAACAGGACAUCUCCUCUAUUGAGAAGCGCUUUGCCUACGGCUUCUUGCAGAAAUUGCUGAAGUGGUUGGACAUUGCCCAAGAGUUCAUUGCACACUUGGAGGCCGUGGUGAGCAGUGGCAGGGUGGAGAAGUCUCCGCAUGAGCAGGAGAUCAAGUUCUUUGCAAAGAUCCUGCUGCCGCUGAUAAACCAGUACUUUAAGAACCACUGUAUGUACUUCCUGUCCACGCCUGCCAAGUUGCUGGGGAGUGGCGGUCAUGCCUCUAACAAGGAAAAGGAGAUGAUUGCCAGUAUCUUCUGUAAAAUGGCCGCUUUGGUGAGGCACAGAGUUUCUCUGUUUGGUACGGAUGCUAAUGCUGUGGUCAACUGUCUGCUAAUCCUGUCACGGUCGCUGGAUGCCAGGACGGUGAUGAAGUCUGGACCUGAAAUUGUGAAAGCAGGCCUACGGUCAUUUUUUGAGAGUGCUGCGGAUGACAUUGAGAAGAUGGUGGAGAAUCUGAAGCUGGGGAAGGUGUCCAGCCGCAACCAGGUGAAGGGCGUGUCCCAGAACAUCAAUUAUACCACCGUCGCCCUGCUUCCCAUCCUCAGUACACUGUUUGAUCACAUUGCUCAGCACCAGUUUGGCGAUGAUGUCAUCUUGGACGACUUGCAGAUCUCUUGUUAUCGAAUUAUGUGCAGCAUCUACUCUGUGGGCACGGUCAAAACCACACACGUGGAAAAGUUGCGGCCAGCCCUGGGAGAAUGUCUCGGUCAUCUUGCUGCUGCCAUGCCCGUGGCCUUCCUGGAGCCUUCCCUCAAUGAGUAUAAUGCUUACUCUGUCUACACCACUAAGACACCACGUGAACGAACCAUCCUUGGCCUCCCAAACCAAGUCGAGGAGCUGUGCCCAGAUAUCCCUGAGCUAAACAUUUUGAUGAAGGAGAUUGGGGACUUGGCAGAGUCGGGUGCCCGCUACACGGAGAUGCCCCAUGUAAUCGAGAUCACCCUACCCAUGCUAUGCAACUACUUGCCACGCUGGUGGGAAAGAGGGGAGGAGAACUUCCCUGAGCAGGAGGGCAGCCUGUGCACAGAUGUCACCUCCGAGCAACUCAACCAACUUCUUGGAAGCAUCAUGAAAAUCGUGGUUAACAACCUAGGAAUCGACGAGGCCUCGUGGAUGAAGAGGCUGGCUGUGUUCACCCAGCCCAUAGUGAGCAGAGCCAAACCAGAGAUGCUGAGGUCCCAUUUCAUUCCCACCAUGGAGAAGCUGAAGAAACGCUCUGGGAAGGUGGUGGCUGAGGAGGAUCAGCUGCGCAUGGAAGGGAAAACUGAGUCGGAAAACGAAGAGUGCACCAUCCGUGAUGAGUUUGCUGUGCUCUGCAGGGAUCUGUAUGCCCUCUACCCUCUGCUCAUCAGAUACAUAGACAACAACAGGCCAAGGUGGCUUACCUGCCCAGAUCCUGAUGCAGAGGACCUCUUCAGAAUAGUGGGAGAAGUCUUUAUCUUCUGGUCCAAAUCUCAUAACUUCAAGCGAGAGGAGCAAAACUUUGUUGUGAUGAAUGAGAUCAACAACAUGUCUUUUCUCAUGGCCGACAGCAAGAGCAAGAUGAGCAAGACCGGGGAUGCUGAGGGGGGCGGCUCAGAUGUGGAGCGUUCAAAGAAGAAGCGCCGGGGCGACCGUUACUCGGUGCAGACAUCGCUCAUUGUUGCUGCUGUGAAGAAGCUCCUUCCCAUCGGCCUCAACAUGUGCUCGCCUGCGGACCAGGAGCUCAUUAACCUGGCCAAAAUUAGAUACUCUCUGAAAGACACAAAUGAGGAGGUGAGAGACUUCCUUCAGAACAACCUCCAUCUUCAGGGGAAGGUGGAGGACCCGUCCAUGCGCUGGCAGAUGGCCCUGUACAAGGAGGGUGCCGGCAAGGCUGAGGACGCAGAGGCUCCUGAGAAGGUGGUGAAGAGGGUGCAGGAGGUGUCUGCAGUGCUGUAUCACAUCGAGGUGACAGAACAUCCCUUCAAGUCUAAGAAGAUGGUAUGGCACAAGCUGCUCUCGAAACAGCGUCGCCGUGCCGUGGUGGCCUGCUUCAGGAUGACGCCUCUGUACAAUAUCCCCAGGCACAGAGGAUCCAACAUGUUCCUUGAUGCAUACAAGCGCAACUGGAUCGGGAAUGAGGGCUACUCGUUUGAGGAUAAAAUGAUAGACGACCUGUCUAAAGUCAUGGAGGAAGUAGAAGAGGAGGAGGAGGAGCCUGAAGCAAAGCCGGACCCCCUCCACCAGCUCAUCCUUCACUUCAGUCGCACGGCUCUCACCGAAAAGAUGAAACUUGACGUGGAUUAUCUCUACAUGGCUUAUGCUGACAUUAUGGCAAAGAGUUGCCACAUUGAUGAGGAAGGUGGAGGGGAAGAGGAAGAGGGCAGUGAGGAGAUGACUUUUGAGGAGAAAGAGAUGGAGAAGCAGAGGCUCUUAUACCAGCAGUCCAGGCUGCACAACCGUGGAGCGGCAGAGAUGGUCCUUCAGAUGAUCAGCGCCUGCAAAGGUGAGCCAGGAUCCAUGGUGUCCUCCACCCUGAAGUUAGGCAUCUCCAUCUUGAAUGGGGGCAACAGUGAUGUCCAGCAGAGAAUGCUGGACUACUUGAAGGACAAGAAGGAUGUGGGAUUUUUCCUGAGUGCCCAGGCACUGAUGCAGACCUGCAGUGUCCUGGACCUGAACGCCUUUGAAAGACAGAACAAGGCAGAGGGGCUGGGCAUGGUGUCUGAGGAGGGCUCAAACGUAAAGCUAGAACGCGAUGAGAAGGUCAUGGCUGACAAUGAAUUUACCUGCGAUCUCUUCCGCUUCCUGCAACUGCUCUGUGAAGGUCAUAAUAAUGAUUUUCAGAACUACCUGCGGACCCAGACAGGCAGCACAACCACCAUCAACAUCAUCAUCUGCACUGUGGACUAUCUUCUCAGGCUUCAGGAGUCCAUCAGCGACUUCUACUGGUAUUACUCUGGGAAGGAUGUCAUCGAUGAGCCAGGCAAGAGGAACUUCUCCAAAGCGAUGACGGUGGCAAAACAGGUGUUCAACAGCUUGACAGAGUACAUCCAGGGCCCCUGCACUGGAAACCAGCAGUCCCUGGCACACAGCAGGCUGUGGGAUGCUGUAGUGGGAUUCCUGCACGUCUUUGCCCAUAUGAUGAUGAAACUGGCCCAGAUGCACCCUGACCCUGGACUCCGAAAUGCAGAUCUUUUCUGGAGUCGAAAACAUUCAGAGGACUCGCGUCAGAUUGGUCUGCUUAAAGAACUGCUGGACCUCCAGAAAGACAUGGUCGUUAUGCUUCUGUCUCUUUUGGAGGGUAACGUUGUGAACGGAACCAUCGCCCGCCAGAUGGUAGACAUGCUGGUGGAGUCCUCCAGUAAUGUGGAGAUGAUUCUCAAGUUCUUUGACAUGUUCCUCAAGCUCAAGGACAUUGUGGCCUCAGAUGCAUUCCGUGACUAUGUGACGGACCCCCGUGGCCUGAUCUCCAAGAAGGACUUCCAGAAGGCUAUGGAUAGCCAGAAGCAGUACUCGCCCUCAGAGAUCCAGUUUCUGCUGUCCUGCUCGGAAGCCGAUGAAAAUGAGAUGAUCAACUUUGAAGAGUUUGCAGACCGCUUCCAGGAGCCCGCUAAAGAUAUUGGGUUCAACAUUGCAGUGCUGCUCACAAACUUGUCAGAACAUGUUCCACAUGAUACGCGGCUGCAGAACUUCCUUGAGCAGGCAGAGAGUGUUCUCAAUUACUUCCGCCCCUUCCUAGGCCGUAUUGAGAUAAUGGGUGCCAGCAAGAGAAUAGAGCGUAUCUACUUUGAGAUCAGCGAAGUCAACCGCAAUCAGUGGGAGAUGCCCCAGGUCAGAGAGUCUAAGCGACAGUUCAUCUUCGAUGUAGUGAAUGAGGGCGGCGAAUCUGAAAAAAUGGAACUUUUUGUCAACUUCUGUGAGGACACUAUUUUUGAAAUGAAUAUUGCUGCACAGAUUUCUGAGCCAGAGGAAGGGGAGAAGGAGGAUGAAGAUGAGGAUGAGGGUAGUGCGGAGGGUGGCAGUGAAGAGGGAGAAAAUGGAGAAGCAGCUUCAGAGUCAACCUCAGCCUUCGCGGAUUUCAUCAAUGGCGUGUUCAAUUUCUUUGGAAAGUUCACCUUCCGCAACCUGCGGCGACAGUAUCGCAGAGUGAGGAAAAUGACCGUGAAGGACAUAGUGGUUGGGCUUGCUACCUUCUUCUGGACCAUCCUUAUGGGAAUCCUGCACUUCAUCUACAGCAUCUGCAGAGGCUUCUUCUUGCUCAUUUGGCACACACUGUUUGGUGGUAGUCUAGUGGAAGGGGCUAAGAAAAUUACUGUGACUGAGAUCCUGGCUAGCAUGCCAGAUCCCACACAGGAUGAGGUUCAUGGAGACCUACCAGCAGAUCCAGCAGCAGGGGUGGUGCAGGAAGCGGGCGGAGCAGCUGACCUGAUGGAAGGUGGUGGUGGAGAAGAGGAAGAGCCAGACUCCAAGGAACAGGAAGGUGGCCGGAUACCUGGUAUAGACAUACCUGGAGGGCUGGGCGACAUAGGUGAUACCACUCCAGCUGAGCCACCUACCCCAGAAGGCUCACCCAUAACCAAGAGGAAAGUGUUGGGUUCUGAGGAAGAUGAAGCUGAGCCUGAGGUCAUAGAGGAACCAUCUGCAGAACCCGAGAAGGCUGAUGCCGAAAAUGGAGAAAAGGCAGAAAAGGAGGCAGAAGCUGAGCCUGAAGCAAUGGGUGAAUCACCAGAAGAGAUAAAGGAAGAGACAGUGAAGGUCAAAGCCAAGAAGGACAAGAGAUCAGCGGGAGAGCAAGGCUUUGAGCUCUGGAAUGAACUGGACAUCCAGAGGAAUAAAUUCAUGAACUACCUGUCCCGUAACUUUUAUAACCUACGUUUCCUGGCUCUUUUCAUUGCUUUUGCUCUGAACUUCAUCCUGCUCUUCUACAAGGUGUCGGACAGCCCCCCAGGUAUGGAAGAGUAUGAGGGCUCAGGGAUGUUUGAAGGUUCUGGGGCUGAGCCUGAGGGUUCUGGAAUGGAGGAUGAUGGAGGGGAUGAGGAUGAGGAAGAUGGACUGGUGUACUACAUCCUAGAAGAGAGUACUGGCUACAUGGAACCAGCCAUGACUUUACUUGCCGUCAUCCAUAGCAUCAUCUCCUUCCUUUGCAUCAUUGGCUACAACUGCCUUAAGGUCCCCUUGGUCAUCUUCAAGAGAGAGAAGGAGCUGGCACGAAAGCUGGAGUUUGACGGUGUUUAUGUCACCGAGCAACCUGAGGAUGAUGACAUCAAGGGACAAUGGGAUCGACUGGUCCUCAACACACCGAGCUUCCCAAAUAACUACUGGGACAAGUUUGUCAAGAGAAAGGUCCUGGAGAAGUAUGGUGACAUCUAUGGCCGGGAGAGGAUAGCAGAGCUGCUUGGCAUGGACCUGGCCUCUUUGGAUGUGAGCACCCAGCAGAGGGAGAAGAAGCCCGCACCUGACACCUCUUUGUUUACAUGGAUCACAUCCAUUGACGUGAAGUACCAGAUCUGGAAGUUGGGAGUAGUGUUCACAGACAACACCUUCUUGUACCUGGUGUGGUACCUUGUGAUGUCUUUGCUAGGACAUUACAACAACUUCUUCUUUGCUUGUCACCUGCUGGACAUUGCCAUGGGGGUCAAGACCCUGCGUACCAUCCUGUCCUCUGUCACCCACAAUGGCAAACAGUUGGUGAUGACAGUGGGCCUGCUAGCGGUCGUAGUCUACCUCUACACUGUGGUGGCCUUCAACUUCUUCCGCAAAUUCUACAAUAUGAGUGAGGACGAGGACGAGCCAGACAUGAAGUGUGAUGACAUGAUGACAUGCUACCUGUUCCACAUGUAUGUUGGGGUGCGCGCUGGUGGAGGCAUAGGAGAUGAGAUCGAGGACCCCGCGGGAGAUGAGUAUGAGCUCUACCGUGUGGUCUUUGACAUCACCUUCUUCUUCUUCGUCAUCGUCAUCCUUCUGGCCAUCAUCCAGGGUCUCAUCAUUGAUGCCUUUGGCGAGCUGAGAGAUCAGCAGGAACAGGUCAGAGAGGAUAUGGAGACUAAGUGCUUCAUCUGUGGAAUUGGGAGUGACUACUUUGACACGACACCACAUGGCUUUGAGACGCACACCCUUGAAGAGCACAACUUGGCCAAUUACAUGUUCUUCCUCAUGUAUUUAAUCAACAAAGACGAAACAGAGCACACUGGACAGGAGUCUUACGUAUGGAAGAUGUACCAAGAGCGCUGUUGGGAUUUCUUCCCGGCUGGUGACUGUUUCCGGAAGCAAUAUGAGGAUCAGCUGGGAUAACUGUGUCACAUGUCUGUGUGUGCGUGCUAGAGGGAGG